AUGACUUCUAAGGAGGGGAUUUUGGAGUUUAUUAGCCUGGCAGUGGGGCUGGUGAGCAUCCGUGGGGUGGACUCAGGACUCUACCUCGGCAUGAAUGAGAGAGGCGAGCUCUAUGGGUCGAAGAAGCUCACCCGGGAGUGCGUUUUCCGGGAGCAGUUUGAAGAGAACUGGUACAACACGUACGCCUCGACCCUCUACAAGCACCCCGACUCGGAGAGGCAUUACUACGUGGCUCUGAACAAGGACGGCUCCCCCCGCGAGGGGUACAGGACUAAGAGACACCAGAAAUUCACCCAUUUUUUACCCCGGCCUGUGGACCCUGCCAAAAUCCCUGCCAUGUACAGAGACCUCUUCCACUACAGGUGAUGUUUCCUGCCGCUGCCCCCUCAGUGUACAUACUUGGGCUCCCAAGCUUUUUCCCAGAGCACUAUAUUAAUAGUCAUUCCAUCAUUCCUGUAAGCGUAGAUGACAUAGGAAAGCACUUACAUUGAAUUCAGACACUGCUGUUCCUCCUCGUUUCAAGCGUAUAUCGAAGCUGGGUUAUUUAUGGGGGAGGGGGUAGGGAAGGGAGGGAACCCUACGUAUAAUCUUUCAUUUUCAUUCAAUUCCUUUACCCGGUUGCUGCAAGAGAGGCCGAAUAUUCAAUGUUAUGGUUGCUUAAAGGAACAAGCAGGUGAGCAAACCUGAUCCCCAGGUGGGGAAAGAAACCAAAAACCAGCUAAAAAUGAAGAGAAGGGAAGAAAACGGCCACAGA
Messenger RNA from Nestor notabilis (Kea), 754 nucleotides. It is a transcript of the gene FGF16, whose product is annotated as fibroblast growth factor 16. Gene Ontology annotation, molecular function: growth factor activity; fibroblast growth factor receptor binding. The transcript is spliced from 3 exons. The record is from RefSeq and is a predicted model, not a curated record. NCBI's taxonomy places the organism in Eukaryota, Metazoa, Chordata, Aves, Psittaciformes, Psittacidae. Gene Ontology annotation, cellular component: cytoplasm. The coding region runs from base 1 to 366 and encodes 121 amino acids. Gene Ontology annotation, biological process: positive regulation of protein phosphorylation; cell differentiation; fibroblast growth factor receptor signaling pathway.